GCGCAUGCUUGGAGACUUUGUUUUCUCUCACGCCCAGGACACCACGGGAUGACUGGAUGGUUGUGCAUACUUGUAAUGUCCCACUUUACCCACCCGUGCUGGUACACAUGUAAGCACAUGCCCGUUCCUGCUGUCCAGCUUGAGGCAAAUGCUCCUUAGCGCCUCUGGAAAAGGUUCCUGGUGGACCAAGCCCAGGAGAGCGGUUGGAAGCCUCGCUCCCCUCUCUCAGUUGGGGCUGGGGCUGAGGGGCUCCCGGCAGCCCCACUGGGGAGCCCCACUUCCCUGCCUGGCUUGCUUCUUCGCCUGGUGGAUCACGUGGGCAGGAGGAGGAGGCCAGCCCUCGCAGUCCCUCUGCAGCAGAAGUCCAAAGAGGUCAGCCGGUGCCCAGGCCGAGGGCGCCCACAUUUCAGGAUUCACUUGAGAAAACGGCAUGAUUCAGUCCUCUAAAAAUCACCUUGCAGCUUAAUUAAAUGUAGGCACGCCAAGCCUUAUACUCAGUAAUUUCAUGACACCUGUCCUUCCCUCCUUGUUUAAUAAGUAAUUAAAACAGGCCUUUGCACUACAUAAACAUUUGUCAAGCCUGCUGGAAAUGAGAAGCUGAGCUGGGAGCAGGAGCCAUAACAUCCUAAAGGGAGGAAACAGGGCAGCCGCCAUGGAGAAGCUUUACCCUCAGAGCGUGUUGGUGACCGGGUCCGACCGAGGGAUCGGGCUGGGCCUGGUCCAUCGCUUCCUGGAGAAGCCAAACCCACCCAAGUGGGUGUUUGCCACAAGCCUGGAUCUGGCCAGCUGUGAAGGAAAGAAAUUACAGAGCCUUGCAUUGGAGCAUCCGAACCUGGUCGCACUCCAGAUGGAUAUCAGAGACCUGAAGAGCAUCGAGGCCGCCGUGAAGACAGUGGAGGGACACGUGAAAGGGAGCGGACUCAACCUGCUCAUCAACAAUGCUGGCAUUCUGAUCAAAUUCACUACCUUGUCCAAUGAAACCGCCGAGAACAUGUUCUCCCUUUACCGCACCAACACCAUCGGGACCUUGCAAGUCAGCCAGGCGUUUGCCCCCUUGCUGAAGGAGGCUGCCCGGGAGAGCACCCAGGAGGGGCUGAGCUGCAGCAAGGCUGCCAUCAUCAACAUCUCCAGUGACUUUGCCUCUCUGGAGAAGAUGUCCGGGUGGAGCCUCAACCAAGUCAUCUCCUACCGCUGCAGCAAGACUGCUGUGAACAUGCUGACCCGCUGCCAGUCCUUGGAAUACAAGCCAUUUGGGAUCUUCUGCAUGUCCAUCCAUCCUGGCUGGGUGAAAACAGUCAUGGGGACUUUACUGGUCCCAACCAGCGUCAAGGACAGCACCACAGGGAUUCUGGAAGUGCUUUCCAGAGUCUCCGAGAAGGACACCGGGUCCUUCCUGGACUGGGAAGGAAAAGUGGUUCCUUGGUGAAGCCAGGGAGUCUGGAAAGGAGGGUCGGUCCACAGCACGGUGUAAGAGGUCUCCUGUGAAGGACCGGCGCUGGAGAUGCCUUCUCAGCCCAUACGUCCAGCGUGUCUGAGCUGUGGUUCAAGCUUUGUGUUCCUGUUCUCAAUAAAGUCAAUGCCGUGCCAGGAAUGAGCACAUUUCUGCCGAUGGCUAGAGAAGCAACCGUGUUCGUCUGUGUUAUUUUGCAGCUCAAGCCAACCCAGAGUCUCCUGGCACCUCAAACCCUAACCAAUGGCAGUCGGCAUCAGCUCUCCUCUCCAGGUGCCGUUUGCCGAGUACACCAUCCGCCACUUGGCUCUGAAGAGGUGGGUUGCUCCAGCUCACUAAAGCUGGUGCCUCCUCAAGCAUCCUCUACUUCCAAGGCUCCGUGAGACUCUUGUUUGGCUUUGGCUGCUGCAAUAUUUUUAGGUAAAGGUGGCUGCCCCCCAGGAACCCUGGAGUCAGGGGUCGGUCACACCAGUCCUCAAAACGGUGUGUGUCUGAAGUGGGAGGAGAGGGAGAAGGGCAGACGGGGCAGAGUUUGAGAACCCUAGAAUAAGAGAACUGGGGAGUCAGAAGGGAGCCAGAGGGCGAGCUGGUCCACCCACCUUCCCACCCCAGCGGUCCUGGUGCACGGCUGAGUUCGAGCUGAAGACGCAGUCGUCACAAGCAGAACAAAAGUCAAAGGCCGGCCGCCGGGCAUUCAGGUGUACGUGGCCCACCGUAGCUCAGAGCUCAGCUCUAAGCAUGAGCAGCGGAGCUCUGCUCUAUUCCUGCCCCCAGCAGGGCGACCAGGUUCGGCCACCGCUCUCUUUGGCAGUCCUGCCCUGCGCUGGAGGGAUUUUUCUCUGGAAGGAAAGCAGCUGCCAGUUACAAUGCGCUCCCCAAGGAUCUUCCCUUUGUGACUCAAAGUUUCUCUUGGGGUUAAAAGAAUGGUGGGGUAUGG
This is a messenger RNA of Pogona vitticeps (central bearded dragon), 2387 nucleotides long. RefSeq names its product C-signal. Gene Ontology annotation, cellular component: cytoplasm. Lineage: Eukaryota; Metazoa; Chordata; Lepidosauria; Squamata; Agamidae. The record is from RefSeq and is a predicted model, not a curated record. Gene Ontology annotation, molecular function: oxidoreductase activity.